AUGAUUGAUAAAGCGUCCUUGAUAAAUGAAAGUUAUCCAGGUGAUAAUUAAAACAAGAAAAUUUAUUCUGCAUAAACUACCUCUACUUGGAAGGAUUCUUGUUAAUAAAAUAAUAAUAAUUUCAAACUAAGCAACUAAUUAACACAUAAUGUAAAUAAUUUAUAACAAAUGUAAGGCGAUCUUAACGCUGAUCGUCUGGCAACUUCUGUUUCUGAAUAGGGAUUCUUAGACCCAAAGCUCUAUCAUAAUUUAGGCGUAAUUAAUGCAUUAGACAUCUCUCAUAAAGAUGGCCUAACUAUGAUUGCAUCUUCAAAUAAAUCAAGCACAUUCAAUAACAAUCAUAACUCUAACUUUAAUAAUAAUAACAAAGCAAGUACUCCUUAGCAAUCUUAAUUAUUGAAUUUGUAAAAUUAGUAAAUUUGCGAGAAUGAAAAGACAAACAAAAUUAUUUCUAGUCAUAGCGCAUAAGUAAAUAAAGACUAUUGGGGAAGGGGAGAAGAGUAAGAAAUUGAAUUCAAAAACUAACAAGAUGCAUCAAACAGCCACAAUGAUAAUCUUAAAAGUUAACUAACAAAGGCAGAUAUCAAGAGAGAUAUCAUUGGUCAAUGUAAUGUGGAAACUUAAGGCGAUGAAGAAGGCGAAGAAGAAGAAAAUUAUGACUGUGAUGUUGAUGAAGAAGACACAUGUAGCGAAUUCAUCAAAGAACUUCUUAAAAAUGAAUAAAAGCUUACUUAGAAAAUUUAUUGUUCUCAAAUCAAAGCCUUAAAAGUUACAAAAAUAUUUAAUGAUCUUAUAUUCUCAAUGAAAGCUGAGUUAUUAGCUUAUCUUACUCUAGAAGAUAUCUGCUGCUUCAAGAAGGCUCUUCAAUACUACCUAGGCAGAUCAGUUACAAAAGUGAUUGAUGCACAAAUUCUUAAGUUGAUUUGGACUUCUGAGUAGCGUAUUGACAACUAUCUUCUAUGGGAUACUCUAAUUAAUUACUCUUUCAUAAGAUAGCAAUACCCUCACCAAUACGAGAAAUAAACACAAAUUGUAAACGCUGAACAUGAUAAGAACAUCAGAAUGGAUUUAGACAGAACAUUCCCUGAAAUGGAAAUCUUCUAGAAUAUAUAAAAUUAGAAUAAGCUCUUUCGUGUACUAAAUGGACUUUCUUAUUCAAUUAAAGAGAUUGGUUAUAUUCAAGGUUGGAAUUAAAUUACAGGUUUAUUUUUGCUUUAUCCUGAAUUUUCUGAGGACAUGGUAUAUUGGAUUAUGAAUCACUUAAUGCAUAAAGUAUCAUUGAAAGAUCUUUAUCUCUCAAUUUAAAAUGCUUAUUCUACUUCACCUUCUGAAUCCGCUUCAGAAUAAUAGCAUCUUACUCCACAACAAGCCUCAUCUAUUUAAAAUAAUUUAGCUAAUUAAUACUAAUCAAAUAAUAAUCACUAAUCAGAAAAUAGAUACAAGGUAUCUACAAAUAAAUACAACUUCGAUGAUAAGGAAAAUGAUUUCGUUGGAUAUAACAAAAGAGAGGCUGCCCAUUAAAUCAGCUGCAGUACUUUUGAAGACAAGCAAAGCAGCAACUCCUCAGAGAAUAAUUGGGCUAACUCAGCUGAACCUGCUCCCUUAAUUAAACUGGACUUCCUUACUUAUGCAAUGAAAGUCUACAUGAAAGUCUAUCUAAAUAAUGUCUACAGAUAAAUUGAAAAAACAAAUUAUACAAUCUACAUUUAAAAAUGGUUCACUGUGCUAUUUUCUCAGCAAUUAUCUCCAGAAAUUACUCUAAGUUUGAUGGCUGGCAUAGUUCUUCAAGAUUGGAAUUACCUCAUAAAAAUGGCAUUAGCAGUAUUUGAUAUUUUAAAAGAAGAAAUUCUCUUUAAAAGUGAUCCAGACGAUAUUAUGGAGCUUUUUUAUGAUAACUUCAACUUCACAAAGUAACAAGUCUAUAGCUCAAUAUAAAAAUUUGAGAUAACAAACGAAUAACUUUUGUAAAUAAUGCACUUGUUUGAAGAUCAAAGUGACAUAGAUACAAUACAACUAAUUGAUGGCAGAUUCUAUAAAGUUGAACAGAAAUAGCGCAGGGAAUUUGUUAAUAGUGGAAGCUAAAGUGGUAGUUUCUUUGAAAGAGUUGGCAAAUUUUUUUCCUCUUCUAGUAAAUAAGAAACUAUUCAAUAUUUUGAAGAGAGAAGUGAAGUCAAAUACAAUUCCCUCCCCUAAGGAGCAAAAUUAGAUGAAAAUAAAUUUAGUGAAUUGAUACACUUCAACAGAGUUUACUCAAAAAAGCUUUCAAAAGAUUAUUCAAUUUCACCAUCCUAAUAAAACCCUAUAGGAUUACAUGAGCAUAAACCAUCACUCAUUUCGUAACAGUCUUAAAACAACCAAAACAGUCGCCCUUUUUUAGAGUAACGAGCUGAUCUUUGUAGAUAUCAAGCCAACUGCCAAGUUCCAUAGAAUAGCAACUUCAAAGCUUCCCCUAGCUUUACAAUUUUCACUACUGCCAGCUAAGCAUAGCAAAAUUUAAAAAGCUACAGCUAAAACUAAUCCCACACUUAAUUUAAUCAAAACUAUAAACCAUUUCAUAGUAGUAAUUAAAUAACAACAAAAGAAAAGGAAUUUGACAUCACUCUCUAGUUUCAAUCUCAGUGA
Tetrahymena thermophila SB210 is the source of this 2622-nucleotide messenger RNA. Its product is annotated as rab-GTPase-TBC domain protein. The transcript has 4 exons. The record is from RefSeq and is a predicted model, not a curated record. NCBI's taxonomy places the organism in Eukaryota, Ciliophora, Oligohymenophorea, Hymenostomatida, Tetrahymenidae.